Messenger RNA from Lineus longissimus, 5149 nucleotides. RefSeq names its product kinesin-like protein KIF15. The record is from RefSeq and is a predicted model, not a curated record. Gene Ontology annotation, biological process: microtubule-based movement. The transcript has 32 exons. Gene Ontology annotation, molecular function: microtubule motor activity; microtubule binding; ATP binding. Lineage: Eukaryota; Metazoa; Nemertea; Pilidiophora; Heteronemertea; Lineidae. Bases 455 to 4819 code for a protein of 1454 amino acids.
UUCUUCCUUAAUAAUUCCUACAGUGAUCAUUCUCCCGCGAAGAUAGUUGCUUACGCUACAUAAAAAGCAAAAGAAAAUUGAGGGUCAACUAUUGAACUUUUGAGAUAUGUUGAAUUUUGCACAAAUCGGCGAAAAACGCACAAACGGAGCCGACGCACAUCCGAAGUUCAGUGUACACAUACGUCGGCAACAACAGUAACAUGCGUAGUUUCUUGUUAGCCGCCUAUUGAGUAUGCUCUAGGUUUUAGAAACUCUAGAAAAACAAUUCUUUGCCAAAACAACUGCUAAAUCAACACUAGCAUACCGUGAGUACCAAGAAAUUAAUGAUAUUUUAGGAACUACGAUUACGGGUUGGCCGCGCAUGAAUACAAAAAAACUCCCUAAUGAGACCUAAUGAGUGAAGACGAACGCGCAAGGUCGGUCCACGGCGGUCGUGGAAAUAACCCCUUUCAACAUGAUCAAAUUAAAAAUAAUUGCCACCAUUUUUGAAUUCGAAUCAUUUCAUUAUUUUGUUUUUACUCUCAUAAAUGUAUCUUUUUCACGGAUAAAAGGCUUCUGUCUUGUCACAGAUCGAACGAUGUCUGAUUCACUGAUGAGCUCGGCCGUUGGAAAGAAUGGAGGCGAAGGCGAUGCGAUUCGUGUGUUUGUUCGAGUGCGCCCACCUGACAGUGCGACCGCCGGUGUCAUCAGUUCAGACGCUUGUCUCCACACCGAUGAAGAUAAGAACGCUAUCAUCAUGCACUGUAAGCCUGAUGCUAAAGUCUUUACGUUUGACCAGGUCGUCGACAAGGAUGUGACACAGGAGACGGUCUUUGCAAGUGUCGGGAAGCGGAUCAUAGAGAGUGCUGUGGCAGGAUACAAUGGCACAAUAUUUGCUUACGGUCAGACAGGGUCAGGAAAGACUUUCACCAUGGUUGGACCCUCUGAGGAAUACGAAGACUUUCAGCAUCCAAAGAGAGGAGUCAUACCUCGAGGCUUUGAAUAUUUAUUCAACCUCGUCCAGAGGAACAGAGAAAUGUAUGGUGAAACCUACGAGUUCCUUUGCAAGUGUUCGUUCUUGGAAAUAUACAAUGAACAGGUGUUUGAUUUGCUCGACGCGACAUCGUCAAUACUUCAGUUGAGGGAGAAUAUGAAGAAUGGUGUUUUUGUUGAAGGUUUGACAGAAAAAGUAGCAAGUAGUGCUGCAGAUGCUUAUGAGGUGCUAAAUCAAGGUUGGUUGAACCGUCGGGUUGCGGCCACGUCCAUGAACAGAGAGAGUUCUCGCAGCCAUGCAGUCUUUACUGUGUCCAUCGAGACAAAGCAAAAGAAAGAGGGCGUGCAGAAUGUGAAGAUGUCACAACUACAUCUGGUUGACUUGGCGGGAAGCGAGAGACAAAAAGACACACACACGACGGGAGUGCGAUUAAAGGAGGCUGGCAGUAUCAACAAGUCAUUGUCCAUUCUCGGUCAUGUGAUCAUGGCGCUCGUGGAUAUUGCCCACGGCAAGAGUCGUUAUGUCCCGUAUAGGGACUCGAAGCUGAGCUUUCUUCUACGGGACUCACUGGGAGGCAAUGCCAAAACCUGUCUAAUAGCCUGUGUACAUCCUGGAUCAAAAUGUUUUAGUGAGACAUUAUCCACGUUACAGUUUGCACGCCGAGCGAAGAUGAUCAAGAAUAAAGCGGUGGUGAAUGAAGACACACAAGGCAAUGUGCUCCAUCUCCAAGCCGAGAUCAAGAGACUGAAAGAAAUGUUAGCACAAUCGAUGCCAAGGGAACUAACCGCAAGUUUGCCUGGUGAAUCAGGGGACCAACCCCCACGGUUAGCAGACGUCAUCAAUACUGUUGAUAAGGAGAUUAGAAAGAAGUUUCUGGAUGCGAUGGUGUUCAGGGAGAAGUCUAUCCAGGAUAACAGGCUUCUUCACGACAAGAUGUCUAAGCUCGAGGACCAGUGCAAUAAGAGAGAGAAGUUCCUACAGUCGACCAAGAUGAUUGUCAAGUUCAGAGAGACACACAUAGUGAGGCUGGAGAAACAGCUGAAGGAAAAGGAGCUCGUGGCUGAUGUUGAUAAUGAGAAGAAACUGCUGAAAGAUGAGAUUGCUGUCUUGAAAGACCAGUUGGAACACAAUCCACAGAUCACAAAAUAUGCCGUAGAAAACCAGAAUUUGCGUCGAGAGAUCAAGCAGCUGCGAUCGCAGGACUUGGUUGUGAAUAACAUGCGAUACCAGGAACAGCGCAUUCAAGAGCUCGAGAAAACCUACCAGGAUCUUUUGACAGAAAGUCAGGCCAGCGAUGAUAAUCGUCAGACAUCGACUACCCCUGCUUGCACCCCACAGAUGUUAGAAAGUCAGGUUGCCGUGGCAACAGUUGAGAAGUAUAAGUCACAGAUCACAUCCCUCCAGGGACAAGUGGAAACGUUGAAACAAGAGCUCCAAGAACAGAAGAAUGUCGCUGAGAAACAGGCAUUGGAGCUUCAGGCUGAGUUGGCAUCGCAGCAGAGAUCUGUGAGGGAACUGGAGCAGGUCCUUGAGGCUCAUCAUAUCAAGAGCAAGAUAGAGCGUGAGACGAUGAAUGACAUGCACAUGCAAGCUAUUAAGACCAUCACCACGCCAACCAAAGUUGCAUACACACUCCGUAACCGUGACAUUGUACAGAAUAGUCUUGGUCAGCCGAUGCCACUGGACGAAGAAGAGGAGCCAGGGCUUGACCUUAUGGACGAGUCAGAACCAGUCCAGAUGACGGAACAGGCGCAGGAAGCACUCACUGAAGAGAUUAAACAAUUGCAGAAUCAGAAUAAUGAACUGAAUGAAAAGCUGGCGGAACAGGAAUCCCAGAUGCGCAAGUUGAAGCAGAACAAUUCAAAGUUGGAUCAUCAGACCCAGCAACUUGAUGAGAUAAUCAAUAAAGAACGAAACGAAUGGAAUGCGACACGGAGCGAUCUCACAAAACAAGUAACGAAACUCACAGAAGAACUCCAGGAGGUAACGUCCAUCAAAUCAAUGCUACAGGAAGAAAACAAUGAUCUGAAGGUGCUCAUGUCAUCUGCUGACCGUGAACUGGAAGCCAGUCGGAACAGAGAUCGGGAGAGUAAAUCAAGAUUUGAGAAGGAGGUGGAUGGGAUGAGGACGAAGUCCCUCCAAGUUGAGUUUGAGGUAAACCGUCUCCAGAAAGACUAUGAUGUGUUGCUUGAGGAGAAAGACAUGCUGCAAGAGUCGCUCGAGACUGCUUACAAUACGAAUGACUUUAAUGAGGAUCGUAUCCGGCAGUUGGAGCACAUGAUGAUGAUUGACCGCAACACACUUCAGGAGUCUGACAUUGAGCUGCAGGCACUCCACGAGAAGCUUCAGCAGGAGCAGGAGAGAAACCACAAACUCCAGGAAGAGUUCAUGCAGAAGGGACAAGACAAAGAGAAUGCUCUGGUACGCGCUCUCGAGGAGAAUCAACUCCUGCUACAGCAGUUAGAAUCGAAACAUAACUUGUAUGUCGGUCUGAUAGAGAAGUUCUCGCAGCUCACAUUGGAGAGAGAUGACCUGGUUGCCAAGGUGACACAGCUGCAGAAGCAGAAGACGGAGGAUAAGGAUGCCAUCAACAUGUUGAUGUCUCGGGUCCAGGAUGAGAAGAACAAGAUGCAGGUGUUACAAGAAGAGUUGUCAGCCGCGAUCUCCAAGAUCCAAGCGGAGCAGAACAGUCGUCUGAUCCAUCAGGAGGUCGUCAAUGACCUCCAUAAGAACCUGGCUGAGGCCAAGCAGCAGUUAGCAGCAAUGACAGGAAGCAAGGAGGAGCAGAGAGUUGAAAUGAAGAGAGAGCUUGAUGGUGUUAUUGAUGAGAAUGAUCAGCUAAGCGACCAGCUCAACCAGACCCAAGGCUUGCUACAACAGACCCAGACUGAACUGGAGAGCAAGGCCUGCAGAGUGGAAACACUCAAAAAGGAGCUCCAGUCCAAGAUCGAGCAGCUGAACCAAGUCCAUUCCAACUAUGAAACAAAGGUGAAAGAGGUCGAGGUCGAAGGGAAAGAAAAGGAGGACCUGAGCGAGAAAGUCUGUCGACUUCAAGAAGAGCUGAAGAAAUAUACUCUGAACCCCUACCUGUUCACGCUGUAUGUCGGGUCCUUAACAGUGGUCACAGUAAAGGAAGAGCGAGUUUCUUUGAAAGGCUUUAUUGAGGAGAGUGAGGACAGACGUAUGGCAAAGAACGAAGAGAUUAAACAGUUAAAAACUCUGCUGCAAGAUGCCACAGAUGAAGCAAGUCGACAAGAAAACCGCUUUUCUGAGCUAGAUAUUGAGUUGAGGAACAAGGAACUUGAGCUGAAACAAGUUCAAGAGAACAGUAAAAAUGUGUCUGAGGCACUGGGGCGCGUUUGUGACAACCUCAAGAAGCGAACAGACAAGCUGGAAGAACUCUUGACUGAGAAGGAAAGACUUGAGAAUGCAUUGCGGCAGUCAGAGUGUAAUCUGGAAAUGAACGAAGAUAUCCUCAAUGAAAAGUAUGAAGACGUGGAAAGACUCAAGGCCUUGGCAGAAAAGGAUCAAGCCGAGACGACAAGAUUGAAAUCUGAGGUUGAGCAACUAAAAGAGGAGAGGGCUAAAAUGCUAAGGGAAACCAAGGAAUUACAAGAGAAGCUUGGUGAGGUCCAAGAUGAGAACGCCAAGCUAGUUGGUCACCAGAAUCAUCACCAGAAGAUACAGUAUCACAUGAACAUCAAACAAGAGAAUCACCGUCUAAAAGAAGAUAUCGUACGUCUGACGUCAGAACUUGCCAAGUUCAAGGUCAAGAAGCCAGUAGAGUCGACCUUGAAGGAGAACUUCAAGCCCAAGGUCAACGAUCAGAGUAACGUCAAGUGUUAGGAGGAGGCGAAGAGGUCAGAUUGCCAUAUCAUGCAUGCAUUCAUAUUUAGAGACAGUUUCUGAAUGAGUUAACAGGUGCUGAGGGUGUCACUGCUUAAAGGUGGUCAAAUGAUCCCUGCUUAGCUUCCUUUUGAACAUGAAACCAAUGAAAUAGGCUGUUAAGAGAUGUGAUUGGUGUAUAAGCAGUCACAGACUAUUGUGGCUCAGUAAUUGUGAAUAGAUGGUCUACACUCACAUUUCCUCCUCUUAUACAUUAGAAAUACAGCCGUAGUUCAGGAAGAUAUAAACAAUAUAUUUUAUAAUAUGAUUUAUUCAAUUCAGAUGCAUUUC